Molecule: messenger RNA, 246 nt
Organism: Dovyalis caffra
Lineage: Eukaryota; Viridiplantae; Streptophyta; Magnoliopsida; Malpighiales; Salicaceae
Source: the annotation of a GenBank genome assembly
AUGGAUGGGCAUGAUGCUGAUGAUGCGAAAAAGAGCACUGCUGAUAUGACUGCUUUUCAAUCCAGGUUCCAGACAAUCACUGGUUUCCUUGACUGCAAUGCACUCGAUGAAAUGGGCAACAGGAUAGAUGAGUUGGAGCAGAGCAUCAAUGAUCUCAGGGUUGAGAUGGGGGUCGAGGGUUCUCCUUCUCCUUCUGUGCCUCCCAAGGUUAAGGAAGAAUCCAAGUCAGGCAACGAUUCUGCAUAA